Molecule: messenger RNA, 578 nt
Organism: Dermacentor andersoni
Lineage: Eukaryota; Metazoa; Arthropoda; Arachnida; Ixodida; Ixodidae
Source: RefSeq, a predicted model, not a curated record
UGCUUAAGUUAGAAUAAACCACCCGGUUAUAUUUUUCCACAGCUACAAGUAAACAAAAGCUGAAGCGGCCUUCAAGUGUUAAGUGUGGAAAAAGAUGUCUUGCGGCAAUGGCUGUGACUGAAGACAACACAGGUGUGUAUGUGGUUUUCCAAUUCAAGCGCAGAGGCCACGACUUUGAACUGGGUCGUGUUUUUCUGUCCAAGUCGGAAAGAGCUGCUAUUGCUGACAAGCUGCGAGAAGGCGUGUCCAUGGAUGCAGUACUGGAUAAUGUGCGGCCCAACGUGGAUGAGACAUUCCACCGCAUUAACCUGUUAAGCAAGCAGGAUCUCCGCAACAUAAUGAGGGAUGCCAGAGUCUCAAAGACCGAGCGGCUGCAUGAUAAUGACUAUGUGAGCGUGCAACUCUGGGUUGAGAGGAUGCAUAGUGAAAAGGAGAACCCAAUGCUCUUCUUUAAACACCAAGGACAACCUGACAAAAAGUGACAUUUUUUUAAAGAAAAAAUGAGGACCUUUUGGCUGACAGAGAUUUUAUGCUAGUCAUCAUGACCACACCACAACAGGAGCUUUUCAAGAGGUUUG